Molecule: messenger RNA, 1395 nt
Organism: Dufourea novaeangliae
Lineage: Eukaryota; Metazoa; Arthropoda; Insecta; Hymenoptera; Halictidae
Product: beta-1,3-glucosyltransferase
Exons: 9
Coding region: 1-1395 (464 amino acids)
Cellular component (GO): membrane
Molecular function (GO): glycosyltransferase activity
Source: RefSeq, a predicted model, not a curated record
AUGUCUUUCAUGUAUACUGUGUAUGCAGUAUUUUUUGUUCUAUACUUCAGUGCAGGUGAAACAAGUGCUUUAAGCCCCAGUGAUAUAACAAUUACUGUGUUAAGUCACAAAGAGGAUUAUCAUGCAGCACAUGCUAAUCUUUUAAAAAAAAAUAUUUUGGAACAAGCUGAUAAUCUUGAUAAGGAGCCUCCUGAGAUUGUUGUGUCAUAUAAGUUGAAUAUCAAUGGAUCAUGGACAAUAAUACCAUUAUUGAAGUACUUAUUAAAUACAUAUCCAACUUCCAAGUGGUUUUUCUUUUGUUUUGAAAGUACUGUACUUAGAUUAAAUAAACUAUUACAUAUCCUUUCCAAGUAUGAAGUGAAUAAGAAUCUAUGGAUUGGUCAUGCUCUCUAUGAUCAUGAACCUACAAUCAUACAUCAUUUUGCAUCACAUAACAAAAAGUUUAAAUAUCCUCAUAUAGCUUCUGGGUUUGCAAUAACAUCGGUUUUAAUGAACAGUUUAGUACACAAAAUUAUUGCAGGUGAAAAACCUAAGGAUGACUUUUCAAUUGAUGCAUCAUAUGAAUUUGCAUCAUUUGUUCUAAAAGUUGUUAAAGGGGUACGAUUGACGCAUGUACCUGAACUAUGUAUAGUAUCCAGUUCCGACUGUGCCACAUAUCCAAAAAAUUUUCAUCCAUGUGAUUCGUCCGUAUCUGCCGAGAAUGCAUAUUUUGCUGUAAAAACGUGUACAAAGUAUCACGAUGAAAGGAUUUCUGUCAUUAAGAGGACAUGGGCAAAACAUACUAAAAACAUUGGUUACUUCAGUGAUGCGGCUGAUAAAACUUUGCCCGAGGCUUUUAUUGUGCCAAACACCACGCAUGGACACUGUGCCAAAACUUACAAUAUUCUGGUGGAAGCAGAUAAAAUACUAAAGAAACGUAAUUUGAAUUGGUUGAUAAUUAGUGAUGAUGAUACAAUUUUUAGCGUAGCACGUUUAAUGCGUUUGUUGACAUGCUAUAAUUACAACACUCCACUCGCAAUUGGAGAAAGAUAUGGUUUUCGUUUAUGGGACAAUCAUUAUGGGUAUGAGUACUUAACAGGUGGAGCUGGGCUUGCUUUGUCUCAACCUUUAGUGUAUGAAAUGAUACAACCAGGCAGGUGUGACUGUCCGUCCCCCACAACUCCUGAUGAUAUGUAUCUGUUCGGUGUAUGCCUAGCAAAAAUUGGAGUACACCCUGUUCAUUCAGCGUUAUUUCAUCAAGCACGUCCUUUAGAUUAUGCAACUGGUUAUCUUGCUUCGCAAGAACCCAUAUCUUUCCACAAAUUUUGGAUGAUUGAACCACAAAUGGUGUAUAAUGAAUGGUUCGCAGAAGUGGACAAGUCUUUCAUUACAGUAAAAAAACAUACAGAAUUAUAA